CUUAAUCUUUUUUAGAGUUGAUCAAUAGGUUACAUAAAUAUAGAUGACAGGGAAAGCAUACACUAUUGUAGUGAAGUUAGGGACUUCAUCUCUUGUGGAUGAGGUGACCAGAGAACCUCGUAUUGCAAACAUGUCACUUAUUGUAGAAACUCUUGUCAAACUUCGUCGUCAGGGUCACCGGAUCAUUAUUGUUUCCUCAGGAGCUAUUGCCUUUGGUAUGAAGAGAGUUGGCUUAGAUGUGAAACCUUCACGGUUGGCAGCAGUGCAAGCUUUGGCCUCUAUCGGACAAGGUAGAUUAAUCGGACUCUUUGAUGAUUUAUUCCGUCAAUUAAACCAGGCAAUUGCUCAAGUGUUGAUCACUAGAAAUGAUAUCAUGGAUUUCACACAAUAUAAAAAUGCUACAAAUACUAUCCAUGAACUAUUGGAUAUGGGUGUGAUUCCAAUUGUCAACGAAAAUGAUACGUUGUCAGUGGCGGAAAUUAAAUUUGGUGACAAUGAUACCUUGUCAGCGAUAACGGCAGCCAUGGUUCACGCAGAUUAUUUAUUCUUAAUGACCGACGUUGAAUGUUUGUAUGAUGAUAAUCCAAGAGCAAACCCUAAUGCCAAGCCAAUUUUGGUGGUUGAUAACGUUGGAGAUUUGAAUGUUAAAACCGAUACUGAAAAUGCUGUGGGGACCGGUGGUAGUGCUGUCGGUACUGGAGGAAUGACCACAAAGCUUAUUGCAGCUGAGCUUGCCACAAAUGUAGGUGUCACGACGAUUAUUACCCUUUCUUCUCAACCACAGUAUAUUUUGGAUGUGGUGGAGAAUAUUCAACAGACUGAAAGUUUGACAGUUGCUCAGAAACACGAGUACAUUCAAACUGAAGUUCUUGCCAAGAGACUCCCAUUGCAUACAAGAUUCUUAGGAUUACCACGAGAUUCACAAAUUAAAUCUGAUAGAAAGUUUUGGCUCUUGCACGGGUUGAAAACGAGAGGCGCUUUGAUUAUAGAUCAGGGUUGUUACGACGCACUCACCAGGAAAAACCGUGCUGGGUUGCUCCCUGCUGGAGUUGUUGAAGUUGAAGGACUGUUCCAUGAGAGUGAGUGUGUUGCAUUGAAGGUUAUUCCUACACGGGAGUCCUCAUUGAAUGAAGCAGAGGAAAGGGGCCAUUGCCGGGUGAAUUAUAGUUCUAUGGAAAUAUCCAUGAUUAAGGGAAUGAAGAGUAGCGAAAUUGAAAAUGUUUUGGGAUUUGCUGAUAGUGAGUAUGUUGCUCAUAGAGAUAACAUUGCCUUCCCCCCACGGACCACCCUGGCAUAGAGUUGAAAAGUAGACGAAUAGAGAGUAUAUAGAGAUCUAGAUAUAAGGAAAUAAUCCCCAGAAA
Messenger RNA from [Candida] anglica, 1361 nucleotides. The record is from the annotation of a GenBank genome assembly. Lineage: Eukaryota; Fungi; Ascomycota; Pichiomycetes; Serinales; Debaryomycetaceae.